AUGCCGAGGAUGCUCGACUCCAUUACGAAAAAUGCUGUUCAUGACGCGCAGACCGCGCAUCAGGACUACGAGGCGGCGGAAGCUGAGGUGUAUUGGUCGGAACGAUACUUCAUGAUUGGAGAGAUUUCGGCUGCGAUGGUGAGUCAAGCCAAGACAACCCUAAGGUUCGCCACUGUCCGUGCUGAAUUUGCAGAUCAGAAAGUCACGAGACUACAUCAAGUUGUGCUGGAGACGAAGGAGAAGCUGGAGAAGGCGGAGAAGGAGUUUGCUGAUUAUCGUGCUCGUCAAGCCGUUCCGAAAUCGUCAUCGACUUUUGCUGGAUCUGACAGCGACGGGAGCCGGGCUCGAGCACGCGCGGGCACUGGACCCGAGUGGUAUGCUGAUGCUCCUCCUGGGAAAACCGGGAGCAGGGCGAGACCGAGGUUCUCCUCUACGGAGAGGGCGAAAGCGUAUACUGGGACUGCUCCGUCGAAGAAACAGAAGAAGGCGCAGAGGCGUGGGGAGGAGAGGAUGCCGGAAGAGGUGCCGAAGAAGCAUCCUCCACCCCCUUCACCGAAAGCAAAGUCGACGAAGCAACCCAGCUCCAAGCCAGAGAAGAUCACCGCCCUCAGCAUCAACGGCCUUUUUGCCACCGCCUCCCUAGCUUUCGCAGACUACAGCACUAUCACCGCCUUCCCGGACCCUCCCUCCGAACCAUGCCACAAUCUAUCCUGCAUGAAAAUAGCUCGCGCGCUCGAAGCCUGCCUCUGUAAUCUACGAAAGGUCUUCAAGAUGGUGGAGAAUCCGGGUAAGGAAAGACGUGCGUGGCAUCCGGAUCGCUUUGCUUGUGUACGCGAUCAUUCACAGGGUUUUCGGGAGGAGUGUCGGAGGAAGGCUGGGGAGGUGUUUGUGGGGUUGAGUGGCAUGAUAUACAUCACAGCCAUGCCCUUCAAACACUUCGAAAACGACCCGCGCUGGCACAAAGCCCAGAUCCUGCGCGCGAAACGACUAGUCCAAGCCGCCCAACUCCGCCACGACCGCGCCAUAUCCGACUCAAAAGAAGCAGAUGUUAUAAUCGCCGACGCCAAAGCUGGCCUCCAGAAAGCCCGGCGCUCGCACAGGGUAUCCAGACUCCCAGGCCCCUCCCUCGACGUCCAAGGCGCGGAGAACUUCGUCCGCAAAGCCGUAGCGAAUGCGGAAUUAUGGGAGGGCGCGAUCAGCACGCUCCUGUUUGAGGUGGAGAGGGCCGAGCGGUCAUUGAGAGAGGCUGAAAAGGGGUUGGGAAAGUGUUUGAGGAGGGCGAGGGAGGGCAGGGAUUGGGAUUCGGAGGAGGAGGCGGAGAGGGCGGCGGAGGAGAGCUGGGAGGAGCGGAGGUUCGAGGAGGAGGAGAGGAGACAGUAUGUGAAGGAGCGGCAACAGAGGCGGGACGAGGCUAGGGCUUAUGCUACGGGUGCUGGGGUGAAGGGGCAUGUCAUCACGCGUGCUGGAAUCGUCGCCUUUCACCAGAAGGCGAAGGAAGCCUUGGCUGGCUAUGGCUCCAUCCCUGUCUUCCCUGACCCGCCUUCGGAGCCUUGCGGGAAUGUCUCCUGCGCGGCUACGGCCCCGACUCGAGCGCUGCGGGCUUGCAGGUGCAACAUCAUGCGAGUCUUUUUCGGGAUCUCCGAUUUGAAGAAAGUGAGGCGGAGCUGGCAUCCCGAUCGCUUUUCCGCUGUGAAGCCAGAAGUUAGGGAGGAGUAUAAGAAGAAGGCUGGGGAGAUCUUUGUCGUUUUGAGUGAGAUGAUUUGGUGA
Recurvomyces mirabilis is the source of this 1767-nucleotide messenger RNA. RefSeq lists its product as uncharacterized. The transcript is spliced from 2 exons. NCBI's taxonomy places the organism in Eukaryota, Fungi, Ascomycota, Dothideomycetes, Mycosphaerellales, Teratosphaeriaceae. Bases 1 to 1767 code for a protein of 588 amino acids. The record is from RefSeq and is a predicted model, not a curated record.